CCACCACCGGAACCUUCGAUUCCCCACCACCGGAACCCUCGAUUCGCCGUCGCCGGCGAGCAGCCAUGGAUGGCGCUGACCCUGAGGAGCCGUCGGCCACCAACCCCGCCCUCCCCGAUGACCUGAUUGUGGAGGAGAUCCUGGUACGGCUUCCGCCCAAGGUGGUCUUGCGCUUCCGCGCGGCCUGCCGCUCCUGGCGCAGCGGCACCUCCACGCCAAUGUUUCUCCGCUCCAACUACGACCACCAGGUCCCCCUUCCCCUCGUCUUCUUCUCCAACUGCACCAAGGACCCUGAUACCCUCGACACCAUCCAUGUCCUCGCGGCCGCGGGGGCCGAGUACCGGCGGACCCUCCUCGCGUUCGGUUGCGGCACGCUUCACGCCUCUUGUGAAGGCCUCCUUCUCAUCUCCCACGAAAACGCCCGCUACACCAUCUACAACCCAGCCACACGGCAGGGUCUCAGUCUUCCGGAGCUCACCAGCGCUCGAUAUGCUUUGCUCUACUCCUCACGCUCUUCCGAUGGCGGCGUAGAGUGCCGCAUUCUCUUCCGCAAAGGAAGACCUGCCAUGUACCACGUCCUCACGGUGGGCUCUCCUGCACCGCCCAGGCGUAUCGACCUGCCCCAGGGCCCCAAGGAUUUCACCAAGCUGAUGGCUACAGGGUACCCUUCCUUCCAAUCCCCAUCGAUUCAGUUCAAUGGCGCAUUGCACUGGUUAAUGGACAAGAGUCUGGUUGUUUUCGACAAGGUAGUGGAAUCAUUCAGAUCCAUGAGAUGUCCUAGUGCCCUUCUAGAUGCAUGCUUGUUUGAGAUCGAUGGCACUUUUGGCAUGAGCGUGCGGGCUGCAGGAGACACAGCAGUGAGUGUCUGGGUAUUGCAGGAUUACCAGGCCGAGGCGUGGACACUCAGGUAUUCUAUCGACUUGGCAAUGGUGGACAGACUUAGAGUAAAGUAUGACUCACGGCACAUGCUGCUGUCCAACGAUGGCCAUCUGCUAGUUUCUUCCGGUGCGGGUUCUACCACCCUUAUUCUGUGUGACGCUCAGGGUACUUUGAUCAAGGAUUUCUCAGUCAAUUCAUGGAACCCAAAAGUGACGGGAUUCUGGUAUAAAGAAAGUAUUGUCAGACAUUCUUUCUUUGAGAGUAAGGGCAAACGUCGGAGGCCGCAAGCAUCUUUAUUCAAAAGGCUCCGAAAAGAUUGCUUGGGAGGUGAAUAGGACCUAGUUUCCUUAGAAGGCAGGGGGUGAUUCUACAAUAAGUUAUUCAGUUCCUUGCGCUUCUGUGUGUUGGUAAAACAUGCGUAUUUGUCUCGAAGAGAUCAAAAGUGUAUUUACUUUUUUUACUUGAUGUGAACAGAGGCUGGUCCAAGGUCUGCAUAAUUUUUUUGAUCAAGUUAACAAUGAGGAAUUCACGAAUCAAUCAGGGAGUUUCUUUUGGAGAUAAAGGAUAAUCAUUAUGAUGCUAGGACAUGUGUUGUCAGGUUGAAGGCUACGGUAUGGAACUAGCUAUCCUAAUUUAAUCUGUACUUUUUUGUUCGAAGUUCAAAUUUGCAUGGUUCUGUUCGGAUUUGAAGCAUCUGAAGAUCAUGGCAUCUGAAAACCACAAUUUUUAUGCGCCAUGCAUAAAAUACCAUUGUUUUUAUUCGAAAAGUUGCUUCAUACUCUAACCAGCUCUUAUUUCAGAAAUCUAUUGAAGCUAUAUAAAUUUAGUCUUGACUAUGCCUUUUCAUCUUUGGGCAUGUACUUCUAUUGUCGGCAGACUUAGUUUAUGAAUAUGAGAGCUAUAUAAAACAGGAAGUUUGGGUUUGUGUGUUGCAAUAAUCAGAUCUUAUGCAAUUCUACAGACCAUGCUAAACAUCAGUGAAGUACCAACAUUAAAUAAUUCUGAUGGAAAACUAGGAAGGUAUAGUAUUGGCUCAUCUUGAGGGUAUUGACCUCAUGAAAGCAGUACUUUUCUUCCUCUGCUUUGAUAGUAUUGUACCUUCAGUAUUACAAGCAGUCACUUUGGCUGCAGUGUUCUUGCAUGUGUAAAACUCGUGGUGGACAAAUGAUCAGCCAUUUGCAAAACGUCAGGUUUUUCUUUAGUUAUUGUUGUUAAAGUACAUAUAUAUUGACUAUAAAUCUUGGAUAUGGAUAACAAGUCGAGUCUAAGGAGUACCUUAAUCAUUCGAUAUAAAUUUAGAGCUUAUUGUUUGAUUGUUUGCCAAAAGAACAAUGUUGGGGCUUGGGAUGGCUUGAGUUGCUCUGGGCCAGGUACGUCAUGAACUUCUUGUGGGGGAUGCAAAGUUGCAACCAUUUCUCUUGCUUGAUGUUGAGGAAUUCCACUUUCGUCAACCUUCUUCUUUUAAACUGGGGUUUCACUUCAGAGCCAAAUAAAAUGUGUGACUUAUUGCUUGGUUUCUAACUUUCUAUGCACUUGGUGAUAUGUGAGCCUUAUGUUAGCUAUGUCAAAAAGCAGAUGGAAACUGUCACUUAAAGUGUUUCUGAUCUGUUCUUUGUGUCAAGAAUUAGUCGCACUAGUAUCUUGUUAUCUGUUGUUUUUGGGAGUACUGUUCCCCCUUCAUUGCAAAAAGAACAGCAGAACCACCAUUUUGCUUUGCUGUCUGACUUUGUCUCUACAGUUAGGUUGCAGUUCAUUGUAUUCAAUCUGAGGCGUCUGUGCACUUGUUGCAUCCUUUGUUCCAGAUGAUUGAACCAAAUACAUGUCAGAGUAGACAGCAGCGUGGCUAUGCACAGAAUAUAAGUUCCCAGUGUUAAUAACUACUGUUUGGAACUACAUUUUUCUUUUACUAUAAGCAGGCUCCUGCCCAAAUCAUAAGUUACAUAGACACUAAGUAUUACAUACUUAUUUAUCCCUCUAACGUGACAUUGGAUUAGCUACUUUCAGGCACUGACAGAUCACUUCCGGUCAUUGCGCAUGUCAAGAAAAGCUUGGGGCUACAAUGCCGAGACUAACUUUUGUGUUUCUCGCCACUUGGGCCUGCAAUGUGAAGACUCGUAGACAAUGUUUAGAAUGUGACGCUCUAAGUUGAUUACUUACCACAAGUACGACGUCUUGCUGUAUGGAGUUUGUAGCCACCCAUGGUUGGUUGCUCUUUGACUAACAUGAAGCAUGUCCUUGUCUUGAGAUGAUAA
Messenger RNA from Lolium rigidum, 3131 nucleotides. RefSeq names its product putative F-box protein At1g50870. The transcript has 2 exons. The record is from RefSeq and is a predicted model, not a curated record. The coding region runs from base 66 to 1214 and encodes 382 amino acids. NCBI's taxonomy places the organism in Eukaryota, Viridiplantae, Streptophyta, Magnoliopsida, Poales, Poaceae. Gene Ontology annotation, molecular function: protein binding.